AUGGCAGGUGUUUCCUGGACUGAAGGAGGAGUCUCCAGUGAGACAGCUGGCAGUGGCAGUGCAGAGUUUGGGUUGGAAGCACAUUUCCAGUAUUCCAUGUUUACUGUCACCUACAGCAUUGUCUUUGUGCUGGGCCUGGUGGGCAAUGCCCUGGCUCUGUACCUGCUGUCCUGCAGGGUGAGGCACACAUCCCAUUCCUCCAUUUACAUGCUCAAUCUUGCCCUGGUGGACACUCUGUUUGUUUGUGUGUUGCCUUUUAAAAUCCAUUACCACCUGAACCAGAACAACUGGAUCUUUGGGGACAUAGCCUGUAGGAUCACUGGGACUCUGUUCUACAUCAACAUCUACCUCAGCAUUGCCUUUUUCACCUGCAUCUGUGUGGAUCGUUACGUGGGAGUGCUGCACCCCCUCAGCUACAUCCAGAUCAGAGCCACCCACUGCCUGGGGGUGGUCACAGCCCUCUGGGUGGUGGCUCUGAGUGUCACAGUGCCUCUCAUCCUGGGGGGGCCUCUGCACAACGAGGGGCUGAGGAACACCACAGCCUGUUUUGAGAACUUCACCACGAGCAGCUGGACCCAGCGCAUGGCGCCCUACAACAUCCUGGCCUUGGUCUUUGGGUUUGUGAUCCCCUUCUCCAUCAUCCUGGUGGGAUACCCUCUCAUUGCCAGGAGGAUCUCCAGGAUCAAGAGGAGUGUUUACAAGAGGAAGGCACUGAGAACUGUCUACAUUGUCCUGAGCAUCUGUGUCCUGUGUUUUCUCCCCUAUCACCUCACUCACUUGCUGCACUUCCUGAUGAGGAGCCAAGUCAUCCAGGAUGAGGCUUCCACCAAACUCAUCUACAAGAUGAGGAGAGUCACCUUAGCCCUUGUGAGCUUCAACUGCUGCCUCAACCCACUCUUGUACUACUUCACCUCUUCCAGCAAGAAGUGGCACUGCAACUUCAGGCUCAGAUUCAGGUCUAAAAUGGUGUUCACCAUCUGUGACCAGAACUUUGAGAAGUCGUCCUCCUGUACUUAUAAACUACAGCAGAGAGAUGGAAAUCAAACCCCCAGAGAGGAAAUCAACUGA
This is a messenger RNA of Acanthisitta chloris (rifleman), 1068 nucleotides long. RefSeq names its product lysophosphatidic acid receptor 6-like. The transcript has a single exon. Gene Ontology annotation, cellular component: membrane. The coding region runs from base 1 to 1068 and encodes 355 amino acids. Gene Ontology annotation, biological process: G protein-coupled receptor signaling pathway. Lineage: Eukaryota; Metazoa; Chordata; Aves; Passeriformes; Acanthisittidae. Gene Ontology annotation, molecular function: oxysterol binding; G protein-coupled receptor activity. The record is from RefSeq and is a predicted model, not a curated record.